AGCCAGGGAGAGCAGUGGAGAGCCGGGGCCCUGCUGUCCCCGCACAGUGGAGGUACCAUGCCCUCACCGGUCAGGACACCAGACGUCGCCAGAAGCCUUGCAGCGCUGGCUGCGGCAACUCCCUGACACUCAGAGGAAAGCCCAGGCUGGGGGAAGAACACCUGUCCCUCACAGCCAUGCAUGCCCGCUGCUGCUCCAGGCCUCCCCCGUCCCCAGGCCCAAGAUGACACCCAACAGCACCAGGGAGAUGCCCAGCCCCAUUCCCGCAGGGGCCCUGGGGCUCUCCCUGGCCCUGGCAAGUCUCAUCGUCGCUGCCAACCUGUUCCUGGCCCUGGGCAUCGCCAGGGACCACCGCCUGCGCGGCCCACCCGCUGGCUGCUUCUUCCUGAGCCUGCUGCUGGCCGGGCUGCUCACCGGGCUGGCGCUGCCCAUGCUGCCAGGCCUAUGGAACCAGAGCCGCCGGGGCUACUGGUCCUGCCUCUUCCUCUACUUGGCUCCCAAUUUCUCCUUCCUCUCCCUGCUUGCCAACCUCCUGCUGGUGCACGGGGAGCGCUACAUGGCAGUGCUGCGGCCUCUGCGGACCCGCGGGAGCACCCGGAUGGCCUUGCUCCUCACCUGGGCUGGCCCCCUGCUCUUUGCUAGCCUGCCUGCCCUGGGCUGGAACCACUGGGCCCCUGGGGCCAACUGCAGCUCCCAGGCUGUCUUCCCAGCCCCCUACCUCUACCUUGAAGUCUACGGGGUCCUGCUGCCCGCCGUGGGCACUGCCGCCCUUCUCUCGGUCCACGUGCUGGCCACCGCCCACCGUCAGCUGCAGGACAUCCGCCGGCUGGAGCGGGCCGUGUGCCGCGGCGCGCCCUCGGCCCUGGCCCGCACCCUCACCUGGCGGCAGGCCAGGGCACAGGCUGGAGCCACGUUGCUCUUCGGGCUGUGCUGGGGGCCCUACGUGGCCACCCUGCUCCUCUCCGUCCUGGCCUAUGAGCAGCGCCCGCCGCUGGGGCCCGGAACUCUGCUGUCCUUCAUCUCCCUGGGCAGCGCCAGUGCGGCGGCCGUGCCCGUGGCCAUGGGGCUGGGUGAUCAGCGCUACACGGCCCCCUGGAGGGCGGCCGCCCAGAGGUGGCUCCAGGUGCUGCGGGGAAGACCCCAGGGCAGUCCUGGACCCAGCCCCGCCUACCACACCAGCAACCAAAGCAGCAUGGACCUCGACUUGAACUAGGGGAAGGGCCUCUGCUCGUUCCUACUAGAAGCAUUCGUCCAUCUUGGCCACCAAGCCCAUCUCCACUUAUCCCCGCACCUCUGGAUCAGAGACCCUGCCCCUAUACGACCCCACUCUGACUGAAUAAAGUUCCCCUGGCUCCCAG
Messenger RNA from Lipotes vexillifer (Yangtze River dolphin), 1358 nucleotides. It is a transcript of the gene GPBAR1, whose product is annotated as G protein-coupled bile acid receptor 1. NCBI's taxonomy places the organism in Eukaryota, Metazoa, Chordata, Mammalia, Artiodactyla, Lipotidae. Gene Ontology annotation, cellular component: plasma membrane. The coding region runs from base 224 to 1213 and encodes 329 amino acids. The transcript has 2 exons. Gene Ontology annotation, biological process: G protein-coupled receptor signaling pathway. The record is from RefSeq and is a predicted model, not a curated record. Gene Ontology annotation, molecular function: G protein-coupled bile acid receptor activity.